Episyrphus balteatus (marmalade hoverfly) is the source of this 1894-nucleotide messenger RNA. Its product is annotated as DDB1- and CUL4-associated factor 11. Bases 216 to 1826 code for a protein of 536 amino acids. The transcript has 11 exons. Lineage: Eukaryota; Metazoa; Arthropoda; Insecta; Diptera; Syrphidae. Gene Ontology annotation, molecular function: protein binding. Gene Ontology annotation, cellular component: Cul4-RING E3 ubiquitin ligase complex. Gene Ontology annotation, biological process: proteasome-mediated ubiquitin-dependent protein catabolic process. The record is from RefSeq and is a predicted model, not a curated record.
CUCAACAACUGUCAUACUUGAAGAAGAAAUUUGUGUUUUAUUUUUCAUUUCUAUGAAUUAUUCUUGCUCCUUUUCCCUUCUGUCGAUUAAAAUACAUUUUAUAAUACUUGAAAAUUUAAUUUUAAUUAAAUUUUAUUGACAAUUAUCGAUUUAAUAAGAAUAUAACUUUUGUCAAAAUUGGAUAAUCAACAAACAAACGUUAUUGAAAAGCAUUAAUGGGCAAUAAUAUAACUUAUGAAAUAAUGGAAGAAGAAGACCUUGAAGAUAGCAAUGAAGUUUUAGAAUCCUUUGGCAGCAAUACGACAGAUUACAGGCAGCAUAUUUCAUAUGCAUUAGGGCGGAUGGUUAGCCAUAUCGUAGGAAAUUUGCCACGAUAUACAUCUUCAGAAAUGCCAGUUAUACGAAAGCGACCAGAUUUAAGGACGUUCAGGCACACACCACUUUAUAAAGAAAUAAAACAAUUAUCCGGUCUACCACCGACCAAUCGUCGUCCCAAUGAAAAAUGGUCCCUUCAACGUGGACUUUUAAAACGAGAAAAUGGAUUAGCAUCAAGAACUUCAGGUUAUUUUACACCAAGUCAACAUCGUAUGAUAUCAAAUCUUUUUGUACCAAAUCACAAAGAAACUCGACUUAUGUCGUUUGAUUCAAAAGUGUUCAUAUGCAAAUUUAAUAAAGAUGGUAGUCGCCUUAUAACCGCCAGUCAAGAUGCUAUGAUCAGAGUUUUUGACUCAUCCAAAGGAACUUACCAUCGAAUAAAUCGCAUUAAAGCACAAGAUGUCGGUUGGGGUAUUUUAGAUAUAGAUUUUAGUCCAUGUGGACAAUAUUUUACAUAUUCUACUUGGUCGGAAUAUUUCUUUGUGGUUCCAUUGAAUGGAACAACCGAUGUGUUCCAAUGGCUGCGACUCAACACAGAAGUUAAUCGUUCGGGAAUAUUUUCUGUGAGGUUUUCUCCUGGCGGGGAAACUCUGAUUGGCGGCUGCAACGAUUCUUGUAUAUACAUGUGUAACAGGGAAACUACAGCAGUAAAGUCUAUAAAGACUGAAAGUGAAAAUUACGUCGAUAUAAAUGCCGUUAGCUAUGUGAGUGAUAUGAGUCCCGAUAUCUUCGUAUCGGGCUGCAAUCUUGGAGUUAUAAAACUCUGGGAUGCUAGAUGUUUAGGACCCAGUGAUGCAGUUGCAACACCUGUGUCUUCAUUUUUGGGCCAUUACGAUGGUAUCACUUAUAUUGAUCCAAGAAACGAUGGCAAUUAUCUUCUGUCGAAUUCCAAAGAUCAAAGUAUCAAAAUUUGGGAUUUACGAAAACCAACACCUGUCGAUAAGGUCUGCAAUGAAAAAGAUCUACCAAUGUUAGAUUGGGAUUAUCGAUGGGAUGAAGUGCCUCAUGAAUAUUAUAAUCCAACGAAAAUUAUGGAUGGAGAUGUUAGUGUGAUGACAUUUAGAGGGCAUAGAGUAACAAAGAGUUUGAUUAGAGCCAAAUUUUCGCCUGCUGCGCAAACUGGUCAGCGUUAUAUAUACACUGGUUGUGGAACAGGACGAAUUAUAAUUUAUGAUGUAUUAACUGGACAAAUCAAGGAGGCUAUCGAAGGACAUAAAGAUAUUGUUCGGGAUUUGUCUUGGCAUCCAGUGCGAUCAGAAAUUGUUUCCAGUUCGUGGGAUUCACAUGUUAAUUUUAAUAAUUUUAAAACAAAUUCGAAUAAUCGAAGUCGUUCUGAUAGCGCCCGCUAUAAAGCAGGUCCUUUAAGACGUUCCCGUCGAAUAGCAACACAAAAUGGAGAAUAUCACGAGGAUGACGAAUAUGAUGAAGAAGAUAUAAAUUUUACAUGGUAGUAUGUGGACUGAUGUUUUAAACGAUGUUACACACGCUUUCUUUUUUUUUUUAGUUUUGUUUGAAAAUA